Sungouiella intermedia is the source of this 2967-nucleotide messenger RNA. NCBI's taxonomy places the organism in Eukaryota, Fungi, Ascomycota, Pichiomycetes, Serinales, Metschnikowiaceae. The record is from the annotation of a GenBank genome assembly.
AUGAGUGGCACAAUUGUUCGGGCUCUCAACUGGGAUAUUGGAUUUGAACAGCGCUUUCUAGCCGUCAAUCCCCUAGGAGACGAGAUUACCAUCUACCAAACCCACCAUGAAGACCCCGGAAUUGAGCUGAAUGAUAUCGUGAAAGUACACUCUCAUACGGGAAUUGAAUACAUCCAGUGUAUGUCUUACCUGCAAAAGCAUGUGGGAUGGACUGGAGUGGGUACUAUGGACGGGUUGGUGCAUAUAUUCGACGUCACCAAGACAAACUCGCCAACUCUACGGCUCAAACUGAAGCAGAGCAGACCGUGUAACUCGGUGACGUUCAACGACGGGUCCCUUGUGGCUGCUACGUUCGACAAAAGUAGACAAGAUAGUUCUCUACAGAUUUGGGAUAUUACCAAGCAUGCAAGAGUAUUUACGGAUAGAACAGGAGUGGAAGAUUCCCAGACAUUGAAGUCCAGCUAUGGAUACUUGGCCAAUGAGGCUACGCUUUCAACAAUUUUCAAUCGAAGUGAUCCAUCAGGUAUGCUCCUUAUGGCUGGAGGCUACAAAUUGUUGCGAGAAUUUGAUCUUCGAGAGACAUCAACGGCUCCCAUCUACCAAGUGGCUACGAAAUGCACAAUGAACCUUACACUUGACCAUUUCCAGCCGUAUAUGUUUUCAUCGCUUAGCGAGGACGGCUCUGUGUCUAUAUGGGACAGGCGGAAGCUUACAGGCACUGGCAAAGGUUCAGUGACCUCGGAAGCUCCAGCACUCUACUUUUCCAAGUUGGUUUCGGACCUGCUGCGCCGCCAUACCGCAUGCUUCCGGUACUCAACGAUCAGACGUGGUGAAUUUGCGGCUGUAUUCAACGGAAACCUUAUUCGUCGUUGGAAUACCGGCUGCGUGCCUGCUCUGGAUUCUUUGCCUACCUUCACAGCCACUUCCGCAACCGACACAGUUGCGAGCUUGAAACAACAGGCCGCAGAGUUGUACGAUCCAAGAAGCGACUCGCCAUUUGUGGCGCUCGUUCUUGAUUCAAAAACAGAUUUACCCCGAGUGAUAUCGUUCGAUUACUCUCCAGAUACUUCAUCCGACACAUCCACCAAUUUUGUUUGCAUGAGAGAGAAGGGUCUGGUGUUCCGUAUGCCUGUGGUGGAAAGCAUCGAGUCUCUAGAUUUCAACUCAUACAACGAGUUUACCAUGGCAGGUCCUGAGGGCACGCAUACCAACUUUAUGGACGAUAUCACUAUCGCUGACCCUAAACCUUUGGUGGUACAUCAGUCGCAGACCACAUCCAACCAGAGUAAGUACGAUAUACAUCCGGAGUUUUCUGAGGAGAUCGUGUCGACUAUCGGCGAUGAGGAAAGCACGGAGCCACUUUCUGCACCGCUGACUCAACCCAAACGAGAAAAACCAUACAAAAACUAUGAAGAUGAGGAUGUUUUUAUUCCUCUACGCCGAAUCUUGGAUCUCACUGACGUUAUGGGCAACGACAUCGCCUGUAAGAUCCGCCAGAGAGCAUUGUUGGGCUAUGGGGUGAAUCCCGAAAAGAACGUCGACGUUUUGGUCCAGGUCGAAAGUAUUGGGGCGUCUUUGGCACUUCGAAGUACAUGGAAGUGGCUAGCACUAGCCAAGAAGUCGCUCGAUAAGGGAACCAUGGUCAUUGAGGGCGUGGAUUUGGGAUACACGGGAGUGUUGUCAAUGUGGAGGGGAAUGGAGGAACUUCAGGGCCAAAGCAGAGCCACAUUGAAACAGCAAGUGACUGAGCUGACAUUCGUCAAUGCAGUUAGAGCCAUUGUGUCUAGUAAGGGCAAGAAAUCGUCAGGAAUCAGUAUUUUCAGUCUGAGUGACUUCAAACUCCAGAGGAAACUCUGUCUUAUAGUGAGUGGAUGGUAUCUUACUGAAAAUGAGUUCGACGAAAAACUCAACGAUCUUGUGAGAAAUGGAGAGGUUGAAAAAGCAGCUGGAUGGGCGGUUUUCCAUGGAAAUGUUUCUCGAGCAGUGGAGAUCUUGGCUCUGUCCAAGAAAGAAAGACUCCAAUUGAUGUCUACAGCAGUGGCAGGCUAUUUGGCCUACAAAGAUGCCAGUGUGAAUCUGCCUUGGAAUGACCAGUGCCGCAAACUUUCGCUGGAACUCGAGAAUCCAUAUUUAAGAGCGAUUUUUGCGUUCAUUGCCGACAGAAACUGGUGGGACGUCCUUGAUGAGAACGCAUUACCUUUGCGAGAACGAAUUGGUAUUGCUGUUAGGUUUCUCUCAGAUAAGGACUUGAAUGUCUAUUUGAAAAGAUUAACUGAAACAGUCGUGACCCGUGGAGAACUCGAGGGCUUGAUUUUGACGGGGCUCACGCCUCGUGGAAUCGACCUUCUUCAGAGCUACGUAGACAGGACUUCUGAUGUCCAGACUGCAGCGUUGAUGGCGCAGUUUGCCGUUCCAAGGUAUUUCAAGGAUGAGCGAGUAGAUCACUGGAUCGACUGCUACCGAGACCUUCUCAAUCUGUGGGCACUUUUCAAGAUUCGAGCUCAGUUUGAUGUUGCCCGAACCAAACUGUCGAAAACUUCCAACAACAUCACCACACUCAAGGCUGCACCUCGCCAGGUGUAUCUCCAGUGCUUGAGAUGCAACAAGAACAUGUCCACGCCAGGAGCGAAGAACAUGAAGGGAAAUGCACUGAUGAUGAUUCAGCAAUUUAACCACAGACUCAAUCUCAAGGGACCUAUGCAAGACUUUGGUGUUUGUCCACACUGUCGUUCUCCACUUCCUCGGUGUGCCAUUUGUCUUCUUACAUUGGGCACAGCCAUUCCGAAUGCUGCAGAACCCAAGGUGGAAGAUGGAAUACUUGAUCAGCUCCACCACAAUUUCAACAACAAAUUCAGUUUCUGUUUGAGUUGCAAUCACGGCUAUCAUGCGCAUCAUGCAGAGGAGUGGUUCAGUAAGCAUUAUGUGUGUCCUGUUCCUGAUUGUAACUGUCGGUGCAACAACAAGUAA